Molecule: messenger RNA, 936 nt
Organism: Brachypodium distachyon (stiff brome)
Lineage: Eukaryota; Viridiplantae; Streptophyta; Magnoliopsida; Poales; Poaceae
Product: membrane protein PM19L
Exons: 4
Coding region: 142-612 (156 amino acids)
Source: RefSeq, a predicted model, not a curated record
GCGCCGCGUGUAUAUAAGGUGUGCAUCUGCUGAUGCUACCGGCCGGUGUGCCUCCUGAAAGAACCAAGUGAAAGACGUAUAGUACUCGUAAGUAGCAGACCACAGCGCACGUACGUACGUAGGCCGUGAAUUAAAGAGCACAUGGCGAACGCGGCGAUGAAGCCGGUGGCCGGCCUCCUCCUGGUGCUCAACUUCUGCAUGUACCUCAUCGUGGCCGCCAUCGGUGGCUGGGCCAUCAAUCACGCCAUCAACUACGGCUUCUUCAUUGGUUCCGGGCUGGAGCUGCCGGCGCACUUCUCUCCGAUCUACUUCCCCAUGGGGAACGCGGCGACCGGGUUCUUCGUCAUCUUCGCGGUGAUCGCUAGCGUGGUCGGCAUGGCGGCGGCGCUCGCGGGGUUCCAUCAUGUCAGGGCGUGGAGCCACGAGAGCAUGCCCGCGGCAGCCUCCUCCGGCUUCAUUGCCUGGUUGCUCACACUGCUUGCCAUGGGGUUGGCCGUUAAGGAGAUUGACCUGCACGGCAGGAAUGCCAGAUUGAUAACCAUGGAGGCUUUCACCAUCAUACUGUCGGCGACGCAGCUCUUCUACAUACUCGCCAUUCACGGCGGGAACUGAUCGGAUCGAUAAUAGGAGAGGGAGCACGUAUAUGCGAAAACAAAAGUGUGAUGAUUCAAGGUCGACAGAUCAACUUGGCGAUCGAGCAUAUUGGUUUACGCUCGGGUUUCAUAUAGCCUUUGAUGUCCUCCGGUUAAUUUGUAUCAUCGUUUGGUUAAUUUCCGAGAUCGAGCGGCUCUGUGCUGUGCAUGUGUGUGUGUUUAUGCAGUGGGCGUGUCCGGGGGGCGUGUGUGUCUGUCCGGAUUUCCGUGUGUGAUCUUAUAUUCGUUUGAUUAUUGUAGUAUGUGAUUGACCUUACUUAGUAUGUGAUUGACCUUACGGUUA